UUGCCCGCUCUGGCCCAGCCCCUGCCCCCUCCUCUCAGCUCCUCAGCGCCCGGGGUGUCAUUGGGCCCGGGAGACGCGAGCCAACUUCAGGCUGCUCAGAAGCCCGUGCAGUCACCUGGGUGCAAGAGCGUGGCUGCCUCGGGCUCUCCCGCUGUAGGGAGAGCGGCCCUCGUUGGCCUGGAUGUGGUUGGAUUUAGGGGGGCUCCGCAGCAAGGGUGUCGUGGCGGUGGCAGGCGCUGCAACAGGUAGACGGCGAGAGAAGGACCCCGGCCGAGGCAGCUAUGGAGACUAAAGGCUACCACAGUCUCCCCGACGGUCUAGAUAUGGAACGACGUUGGGCCCAAGCUUCUCAGGAGCCCUCCUCCCUGGGACCUACAGCGAAGACCGAUGAGAAUAACUACAUGGAGAUUGUCAACGUGAGCUGUGUUUCCGGUGCUAUUCCAAACAACAGUACUCAAGGAAGCAGCAAAGAAAAGCACGAACUACUCCCUUGCGUGCAGCAAGACAGUACUCGGUGUGGGAUUUUAACAUCCGAUAUCAAAACCGAGCUGGAAUCUAAGGAACUUUCCGCCACUGUAGCUGAGUCCAUGGGUUUAUACAUGGAUUCCGUCAGAGAUGCUGACUACACCUAUGAUCAACAGAACCCACAAGGCAGCCUGAGCCCAGCAAAGAUUUAUCAAAACGUGGAACAGCUGGUGAAGUUUUACAAAGAGAAUGGCCAUCGUCCUUCCACACUGAGUGGUGUGAGCAGACCUUUGAGGUCCUUUAUGGCUGACUCUGGGAGCUCCACCAACAGUGGGGUCAUGCGUGCCAUUGUUAAAAGCCCCAUCAUAUGUCCUGAGAAGAGUGCUUCUGUGUGCAGCCCUCUGAACAUGACCUCUUCUGUCUGCAGUCCUGCUGGAAUCAACUCCGUGUCCUCCACCACAGCCAGCUUUGGCAGUUUCCCAGUGCACAGCCCCAUUACCCAAGGAACCCCUCUGAUGUGCUCCCCUAAUGUUGAAAACCGAGGCUCCCGGUCGCACAGCCCUGCACAUGCUAGCAACGUGGGCUCUCCUCUCUCAAGUCCAUUAAGUAGCAUGAAAUCCCCAAUCUCCAGCCCUCCGAGUCACUGCAGUGUAAAAUCUCCAGUCUCCAGUCCUAAUAAUGUCACUUUGCGCUCCUCUGUGUCCAGCCCUGCAAAUCUCAAUAACUCAAGGUGCUCCGUUUCCAGCCCUUCCAACACAAAUAACAGAUCCACGCUUUCCAGCCCGACAGCCAGUACUGUGGGAUCCAUCUGUAGCCCCAUAAGCAAUGCCUUCAGCUACUCUGCUUCUGGCACAGGUGCUGGAGCCAGUGUGACCCGGGAUGUAGCUCCCAGUCCAGACACACACGAGAAAGGUGCUCACGAGGUCCCUUUUCCUAAGACUGAGGAAAUUGAGAAUGCCAUCUCAAAUGGUGUGACUGGUCAGCUCAACAUUGUCCAGUACAUCAAACCAGAACCGGAUGGAACUUUUAGCAGUUCAUGUCUAGGAGGAAAUAGCAAAAUAACUUCUGAUUCUCCAUUCUCAGUACCAAUAAAGCAAGAGUCAACCAAGCACUCAUGUUCGGGCACCUCUUUCAAAGGGAAUCCGACAGUAAAUCCUUUUCCAUUUAUGGAUGGCUCAUAUUUUUCCUUUAUGGAUGACAAAGACUAUUAUUCUUUAUCAGGAAUUUUAGGACCACCUGUGCCCGGCUUUGAUGGUAACUGUGAAGGUGGUGGAUUUCCAAUGGGGAUUAAGCAAGAACCUGACGAUGGGAGCUAUUACCCUGAGGCUGGUAUCCCUUCAUCUGCCAUUGUUGGUGUGAAUUCAGGUGGGCAGUCCUUUCACUACAGGAUUGGUGCUCAAGGUACAAUAUCUUUGUCACGAUCACCUAGAGACCAAUCUUUCCAACACCUGAGUUCCUUUCCUCCUGUCAAUACUUUAGUGGAGUCAUGGAAGUCACAUGGUGACUUGUCAUCUAGAAGAAGUGAUGGAUAUCCAGUCCUAGAAUACAUUCCAGAGAACGUAUCAAGCUCUACCUUACGAAGUGUUUCCACUGGAUCCUCAAGACCUUCAAAAAUCUGUUUGGUGUGUGGGGACGAGGCUUCGGGAUGCCACUAUGGGGUGGUGACCUGUGGCAGCUGUAAAGUCUUCUUCAAAAGAGCAGUGGAAGGGCAACACAACUAUUUAUGUGCUGGAAGAAAUGAUUGUAUCAUUGAUAAGAUUCGAAGAAAGAAUUGUCCAGCCUGCAGACUUCAGAAAUGUCUUCAAGCUGGUAUGAACUUAGGAGCCCGAAAGUCAAAGAAGUUGGGGAAGUUAAAAGGCAUUCACGAAGAACAGCCACAGCAACCACCACCACCACCACCACCACAGAGCCCAGAAGAGGGGACCACGUACAUUGCACCGGCCAAAGAGCCCUCAGUGAACACGGCACUGGUCCCCCAGCUCUCAACCAUCUCCCGCGCACUCACCCCCUCCCCCGUCAUGAUCCUAGAGAGCAUUGAGCCUGAAAUCGUGUAUGCAGGCUAUGACGGCUCCAAGCCAGACACAGCUGAGAACCUGCUCUCCACGCUCAACCGCCUGGCUGGCAAGCAGAUGAUUCAGGUGGUAAAGUGGGCGAAGGUACUUCCAGGAUUUAAAAACUUGCCUCUUGAGGACCAAAUUACCCUAAUCCAGUAUUCUUGGAUGUGUCUGUCAUCAUUUGCCCUGAGCUGGAGAUCGUACAAACAUACCAACAGCCAAUUUCUCUAUUUUGCACCAGACCUAGUCUUUAAUGAAGAAAAGAUGCACCAGUCCGCCAUGUAUGAACUGUGCCAGGGGAUGCACCAGAUCAGCCUCCAGUUUGUGCGGCUGCAGCUGACUUUUGAAGAGUACACCAUAAUGAAGGUCUUGCUGCUGCUGAGCACAGUUCCAAAAGAUGGCCUCAAAAGCCAGGCUGCAUUUGAAGAAAUGAGGACAAAUUACAUCAAAGAACUGAGGAAGAUGGUAACUAAGUGUCCCAAUAAUUCCGGGCAGAGCUGGCAGCGGUUCUACCAACUGACCAAGCUUCUGGACUCCAUGCAUGACCUGGUGAGUGACCUAUUAGAAUUCUGCUUCUACACGUUCCGGGAGUCCCAGGCCCUGAAAGUGGAGUUCCCCGCCAUGCUGGUGGAGAUCAUCAGUGACCAGCUGCCAAAGGUGGAGUCCGGGAACGCCAAGGCUCUUUACUUUCACAGGAAGUGACAGAGGAUGUCUUACCAGAAGAACUUUGCCUUAAGUUUCCCCAUGUUGUUCCAUACCCAUGAAGGACCCAGGAAAUCCUAUUUUUAACGUGAUGGUUGAUUCACACUUGUUCAGCAGUUUCUCAAGUUUAAAAUCAUGUCCCGGGGUUGGAGCUGGGAAAGCCAUACGGCUUGGAUUCAUCAAGACCUGAGCAGUCUAAAGGGUUCUUCCUUCUCUACUCCCCAGUGCUUAGAAACACGCUCCUGUCCCUCUGGAUGAAAAGCCAUAUCUAGUCAAUAACUCUGAUUUUGAUAUUUUAACAGAUGGAAGUUUUAACUAUGCCAUGUAGUUUCUGGUAUUGUUCGCUUGUUUUAAAAGGGUUCAAGGAUUAACGAACAUUUUCAAGCUUACCCUUGGUUUGCACAUAAAACAUAUAGUCAAUAUGGGGCAUUAAUAUUCUUUUGUUAUUUAAAAAACACAAAAAAAGAAAAAAUAGAUACAGAUUCCUGUUGUGUAAUAACAGAACUCGUGGCGUGGGAAUGAGUGGCUCUCCAGGGGCCCAUUCUACGUCACUGGUAUACACACUCGUUAGUGUCCAUUUAUUAUUUAAUAAGAAUGGAUAAGAUGUUAAAAACAAAUGCCUUGGUUUCAAUUUCUAGUAUCUAUUGUGUUGGCUUUACAAAUAAUUUUUUGCAGUCUUUUGCUGUGCUGUACAUUACUGUAUGUAUAAAUCGUGAAGGACCCGAAAUAAGGUGUAAGGAACUUUUGUAAAUGAGACAUACAAAAAAAAAAAAUCUUUAAUGGUUAAUAGGAUGAAUGGGAAAGUAUUUUUGAAAGAAUUCUAUUUUGCUGGAGACUAUUUAAGUACUAUCUUUGUCUAAACAAGGUAAAACUUUUUUUUGUAAAGUGAAAUGUUCUGCAUGCAUAAUGAACCGUUUACAGUGUAUUUAAGAAAGGAAAAGCUGUGCCUUUUUUUAGCUUCAUAUCUAAUUUACCAUUUUACAGUCUCUGUUGUAAAUAACCACACUUAAACCUCUUUGGUUGUCUUUAAGCCUUUCUACUUUUUCUGUACUUUUUGUUUUGUUCUUGGUCUCCCGCUUGGGGCGUUCAUGAGACUGGAGUCCAGUGAGCUAGCUUCAUCCUACUUGUACCAGGAGCACCACCCUGCGCUCGCUCAGCAUCCAGCUCCUCACAGGUGUCAUUUGACACCUAGGACAGAGGGUCCUCACAGUGCUGCAGCUGUAGGAAAGCUGCCUCUUUCACCUUUUCCACAGGCUCUCGGAGGGGGAGGCUGGAAAGUCAGCUCAGAGAGCACAAUUCUCCUCCCAUUUCAGAAAAUCCAACCUUUUCCUUUGAGGGGAGGAAACAAUUCCAUGCACUCUAGUCUAUCAGAGACCAGACAGUCACCUCUAAUCUUGACAGAGGUCUGCAUUCCUGGACCUGGUUAUGGGAACACGCAGAGCAUGGCAGGAGGUCCUGGGGUGAUCCAUCUUGUCAAGGGUCAGUCAGAAUGGCGUGGAGACCAGAAAAAUCACUAGAGGGUUUUUAGAUUUUUUAAAGGUAAGUUUUAAAAAGAAAUUUUAUACAUAAACAGUUUUGGAGAAAAACACUACAGAUCAUAUAAGCAAGACAGUGGCACUAAAAGUUUUAAUUCAUGAAUCUGUUUGGCACUGAUACAAUUUUUAUGUCUUUUCUCUUGCCCCAGAUCACAGCCUUCUGUAUCUUUAGGGGAACUCACAAUGAUUGCACCAAACACACUACUUUGAAUGGAGGCCAAAUUAAUCUUUUUAAGUGGUGAUGAUGCCCCUCAGGUAUUCAGUGAAAUCACAUUAUUUCCUAAAAUCUAAUAGCUGUAACUCAAGCCAAAGGCCGGGGAAGGCAGGGGUCAGAUCAUUUCUUUUCUCCAGGGUUCACCAUACAGGCAACAUUAUCUGAAACCUGUGAAGGCCACAUGCAGAGGGAGUUUUUCUUACAUAAUUUGCAACUUCAAGAACUUAAUUUAUAGGCAGAUCUUUAAAUAUAGUCAACUUACGUGCACAGCAACCUGAAAGCCGCACUUUGAAGGUGAUAAAUACACAGCAUGCAGACUAGGAGUUUCUGGAAAAGAAAUGGCUUCCAAAAACAGCUUUGAGUUCAGAGUUGACUUUUUUUUUUUUUUUUUAAUCAAAU
Molecule: messenger RNA, 5369 nt
Organism: Castor canadensis (American beaver)
Lineage: Eukaryota; Metazoa; Chordata; Mammalia; Rodentia; Castoridae
Gene: Nr3c2
Product: nuclear receptor subfamily 3 group C member 2
Biological process (GO): regulation of DNA-templated transcription
Molecular function (GO): sequence-specific DNA binding; DNA-binding transcription factor activity; zinc ion binding
Source: RefSeq, a predicted model, not a curated record